GCGAUGUCUACCGACGGCCGCUGGCUAAUCUCUGCACAUAAUGGCGAUUCGUUGAUCAAAACUUGGGAUAUUCUGAACGGGAGGCUCAUUGACUGUUUUCGAGUGAGCGCACCAAUCACAUCCGUGGCGCUGUCACCUUCCAAUGAGUUUUUGGCCACUACUCACGCGAACUCACUGGGCAUCCAUUUGUGGGACAAUCGUGGCACUUAUAGACGGCUCCAUUUGCAACCGCUUGCGAACAACUUUGUGCCUCCCCUCACCACUCGGGUCACCUCCGUUCCGUCCAGAUCCCUCGUCGUCUCAGCUGACGGAUUGCGAGUGGGUCCGGAUAUCCACGAAGAUGACCUAGAGGGACGCAUUAGAGAACUCAAUGAAGGCUCUUACACCGAAAGUAUGAAGGAACAAGCACUUCCAACGGAUAGCUACAUGUCUCCGGAGCAACUACCAGACCAACUGCCCACUCUUUCUGGUCUGUCGAGUGUAUUCUUAUCAAAUUUUCUACACUUGGAUGUUAUUCGUGAGCGUAAUCGCCUUGCUGCUUCCAACACAGAAAGUGAUGCGAUGUCGAGCCUACCCUUCUUUUUACCCAUCACUGAAACGGCUAAAGGCUUAGCUUGGGUUGAUACAAGCGAUGCUGGAUUGGAUGUUGGGAGGAAGCAGACGCCAGGGAAGCGACGAGCGUCUGUCGUAGAUGGCACCUUGGCUGCGUUGGAGCCUGUACCCGGAUUAGGCGCCCAGUUGGUGAAGGCAGCCACGGACGAGGAAUUUGACGAAAUCAUGCGAACCCUCAAAACGUUUGGUCCAAGUGCAUUAGAUUUAGAAAUUCGCCUACUAGCGCCGUCCGUUGAAGAAGAGAAAGCUAUCUGUUCGUCAGCAGUGUUGAUGAACGGCACACCUCGCGAGCGUUUGCAUGGUUUUCUGCGCCUGCUCAUCAACAGAUUUGAACGGAAUAUGGAUGUGGAUCUCGCAUGCGUCUGUUUAGAGGGAGUGCUUCAAAGGCACGGAGAUCUUCUACUGCAUCCUUACAACAAGUCUGUGGAACCGACUUUCCAUGCGUCUGGCACGCUAGAGCAACACCUUAAUGAACUUCUGUCUACCAGAGACAGAGAAUCAAAUGCCGUCAGCUCCAAUGCCACGUUGUCGCUGGUCUCGCAUGCCAUCCUGGCAAAAAACAAAGCCGCCAAUCUACUGACCCGUCGUCUGACAAGAAGCAUAUGUUUGAUCGACUUUAUUCGCAAUCCAACAACCGCACUGCAUUUUUAAACCCCAGUGUGCCCAUGUAUCCAUUGUACAUAACAAAUUUUGUACUUGCUAUUCACUCACUUAUCACGGUUG
Molecule: messenger RNA, 1335 nt
Organism: Dicrocoelium dendriticum
Lineage: Eukaryota; Metazoa; Platyhelminthes; Trematoda; Plagiorchiida; Dicrocoeliidae
Source: the annotation of a GenBank genome assembly